AUGGCUUCGGAGCUAUUCAACCAAGCGGCCCAGGGCGCAGACCCUGCCUCGUCUGACCAGCCCGUCGUCAACCUCCAAGUAGUGUCGCCGUCCGUGGGCGUGAAUCGCCCUUUGCUCUUCCCUGGACUUGCGGCCGCCACAACCAUCAAGCAGCUCAAGGAGAAGAUCCGACAGACUCUCCCUUUGCGGCCGUCUGACGAGAACCAACGGCUCAUCUACCGUGGCCGAGCGCUUUUGCGCGAGACUGAUAGUCUACAAGAUGUGUUCGGUGCAGACGCUGUGAGUUGGCUUUUUCUUUCAUCCGAUUUGCUUGCCAAGCAAGAAAGCGCUAACACAACCGUCACCUUGCAGGUUCGAAGCCCCGAUCAGCAGACAAUUCAUCUUGUCAUAAGAGAUGCUUCCGAUAGCGUAUCCUCAACGCCAUCUUUCUUGUCUGGAACCCAGAGCCCGGCUUUAGGAAACCAGCCUCCCAACCUCCAGCGACAGACGCCUCCGCAUGCUGCUUUUAUGGGACCCCCUCCUCCGCCUGGAAUGGCAAGAAGAUCAGUGCUGCAGCCGACCCCUAAUGCUGCUCUGUCUCAACCUCGGAUGCCAUCCCCCGCUCGCUCGCACUCUCCGGCUCAUACUCCUGAACAGGCAGCGGCUUUUCAGCAGCAGCAUCAGAGUAUGACGCAAUGGUUGACCCAGAUCCAGAGAGAAGCCAUGGCUCGAAUGGUCAACCAGAACCAGCGUGGCAGAGCGUACAUGGGCAUGCGCGGCGUUGGCGACACCGCUGGUGCGAACCACGGGGGGUACACUUCAGAGUCGAACAGUGGAAGGGCAAGCCCGGCCCCGACGCAUACAAUCUACCGCGAGACCAUUGGACCCAACGGCCACAGCUAUCAUGUAGAGACUGUUGUUCGAAAUGCAGCGGGCGGCCCGUCAGCGGCUUCGGCGCCACCCCACGGCGCACUGACUCCUACUGAUGUUCAUGGCAUUCUGCGAGGGGCGGAUGCGAACCAGACUCCCAUGUCCAUGGCAAACGCACUGCACCAAAGCGGCUUGCGCCGAAGUGCAUCUAGUGCCUCGCUUCACAAUCGUCCAUUCACCCAACCGGGGAUUACUACUUCAGUCUUUGCCAACAGUGGCUCCCGAGCUAGCAGUGGUCGAGCCACGCCCGAUUUAGGGCUGAGAUCGGUUUCUGGCCCGUUCAAUGCCGCCUCCAUGUCGGCACCCUCACUUGUCCCGUCUCAAUCGCGGCAAGGUGUCGAGGUGUACAUCCUCUCCUCUCCAGAGGGUCCCCGCGCCCUCGUUUUCAACGGUGCUGUGGCUGAGGCCUACUAUACGCCUAGGAUGUAUUUACCACCCGGUCACCAUCAACAGCUCCGAACCAGGGCUAGCUACCCAAGCGUGAUCCACGCGAUGCAGGCGCAAAGCAGAGAUGAUGCUGCUCACCAAACACCCCGGGUCGACGUAAGGCAGCCUGCUCAAAACUACCAAGCUCCAGCACCGCAGCAACAGCAACAGCAACAGCAACAGCAACAGCAACAGCAACAACAGCAACAGCAACGGCUAGAUGACCUACCGCCUCGCAUAAUUCGCCUGCACAUUGGCAACCCUCGUGCAGGUUUGCCCAAUCUGCUGGUACAGGCGGCUCCUCAUAUCUGGCUCAUAGUUCGUCUUGCCUUGUUUGUGUGGUUCUUCAUGUCUCCCAACGCCUCCUGGUCGAGAUGGUUGACCAUAAUCGCUCUCGCCUUUUUCGUAUUCAUUCUCAGCACUGGAUUGUUGGCUGGUGUUGCUGAACAGGCUUGGCGCCCACUGGGACGGCAUCUUGAAAAUGUAUUCCCUGCAGUAGACCCGGCUCAUCUUGGACAAAGAGGAGUUGCAGGCCGUGAUGGCGCCCCUGGAGCAGAUCAGAAUGGAAGCCCCAACCCGGCCCAGAUGGCCGCGAGGCUGGUUGCCGAGCGUCGUGGCCAAGAAUCUUGGCUCGCAGGACAGCUGAGACGGCUGGAGCGAGCUGGUCUCCUGUUCCUUGCCAGUAUUGCGCCCGGCGUUGCAGAACGCCACAUUGCAAAUCUGGAAGCAGAAGCAAGAGCCCAAGAAGCUCGACGCAGAGAGGCCGAGGCGGCGGCGGCAGCGGCAGCAGCUGAAGCGGCCGCCGCAGAGAGCAAUGCAAAUCACGAUGGAGAGACUGCGACUGAGGCGGAGGGGGAUGAGAUGUCACAGCAAGAUGGACAAAACAGCCACGAGGGGAUGGAGAGAGACAAAGCCGUUCGAGAGCAAGUCUCUGCCGUGUAA
Molecule: messenger RNA, 2277 nt
Organism: Trichoderma aggressivum f. europaeum
Lineage: Eukaryota; Fungi; Ascomycota; Sordariomycetes; Hypocreales; Hypocreaceae
Exons: 1
Coding region: 1-2277 (758 amino acids)
Biological process (GO): endoplasmic reticulum unfolded protein response
Source: RefSeq, a predicted model, not a curated record